This is a messenger RNA of Condylura cristata (star-nosed mole), 3419 nucleotides long. Its product is annotated as putative bifunctional UDP-N-acetylglucosamine transferase and deubiquitinase ALG13. The record is from RefSeq and is a predicted model, not a curated record. NCBI's taxonomy places the organism in Eukaryota, Metazoa, Chordata, Mammalia, Eulipotyphla, Talpidae. The coding region runs from base 15 to 2813 and encodes 932 amino acids. Gene Ontology annotation, biological process: protein deubiquitination. Gene Ontology annotation, molecular function: cysteine-type deubiquitinase activity. The transcript is spliced from 24 exons.
UCUCCCUGUGCACAAUGCAUAAAGGAUGGAAAAAGUACUCCGGCCAGAAGUCUCUGAAUGAGGCGUCAAUGGAUGAAUAUUUAGGCAGCUUAGGGCUGUUUCGAAAACUGACUGCCAAGGAUGCCUCUUGCCUCUUUCGGGCUAUUUCGGAGCAGUUGUUUUUCAGCCAGGUCCAUCAUUUGGAAAUCAGGAAGGCUUGUGUCUCCUAUAUGAGGGAAAAUCAACAAACUUUUGAGUCUUAUGUGGAGGGAUCUUUUGAGAAAUACCUGGAACGGUUGGGAGAUCCCAAGGAAAGUGCUGGCCAGCUGGAAAUAAGAGCUCUUUCUUUAAUUUAUAAUCGGGACUUCAUUCUUUAUCGCUAUCCUGGAAAACCUCCAACUUGUGUCACAGAUAAUGGCUAUGAAGAUAAGAUUCUACUCUGCUAUUCCAGUAAUGGUCAUUAUGAUUCAGUGUAUUCAAAACAGUUUCAGUCAAGUGCAGCUAUUUGUCAAGCUGUUUUAUAUGAAAUUCUCUACAAAGAUGUGUUUGUUGUGGAUGAAGAAGAGUUGAAGAAUGCAGUUGAAUUGUUUCGAAGUGGUUCUAAGAAGAAUAGAAACAAUGCUAUUACUGGCAGUGAGGAUGCCCACAUUGACUACAAGAGUUCAACUCAGAAUAGGACUGAAGAAUGGGAUGCAAGCUGCAAUGUUGAAAAUAUACCAGAGGGGUACAAUCAAGGAACAGAGGAAACAAAGAAUGAAGACUUAAAGGGAAGGCUGAUGAGUUUUGUAGCAUCAUUAUUUUUGUUUAAGUCUCCAGAAAAUCCAUCAAAGAUGCUCUUCCCCUAUAAGGUGCUCAAAGCGUUGGAUCCAGAAAUCUAUCGUAAUGUAGAAUUUGAUGUUUGGUUGGACAGCAGAAAAGAACUACAAAAAUCUGAUUUCAUGGAGUAUGCUGGGAGACAGUACUAUUUGGGAGACAAGUGUCAGGUUCGUUUGGAAUCAGGUGGAAGAUACUACAAUGCUCAUAUUCAGGAAGUUGGAAAUGAAAACAAUUCAGUAACAGUUUUCAUUGAAGAAAUGGCAGAAAAGCAUGUUGUUCCACUGGCUAACUUAAAACCAGUUACUCAAGUGACACCUCUUCCUGCCUGGAAUGCUGUGUCCUGUCGGAAAGGAAAAGGUUUCCAGAAAAUUCCUGGGGGCUAUGUCCCAGAAAUGGCUAUGCCAGAGAUGGACAUAAAACAACGGAAGAAGAUGUUCAGAAAAGUUAGAGGGAAAGAGUUUUAUAUGACUAUGGCUUAUAGCAGGGGAGAACCACUCCUUCCGCCCAGGCUUCAGCACAAUAUGCAUUAUGGGCAUGACCCUUCUAUGCACUACACACAGACAGCUGAAAGUGUUAUGGCUAGUGAACCCUUUCAUCCUCAGCAUACACCCCAGAGAGAAAGUCGGGGCUAUGGGAUGCCCAGGGAUUCACCUCGUUUUAUAAACAGGCACAACAUCAUGAGUCCUAAAAUUGGUUUUUACCCUGGCCCAGGUAAAAGGUGCUGCCAGAGUUAUGAUAAUUUCGCCUACAGAUCUCGGUCUUUUAGACGCAGUCACCGCCAGAUGCAUUGUAUGAAUAAGGAGUGCCAGUAUAGCUUUGCCCCGGGGAAUGGACAGAUGCCCAGGGGCUUGGAAGAAACCAUUACCUUUUAUGAAGUUGAAGAAGGGGAUGAGACUGCUUAUCCAACUUUACCUAAUCAUGGAGGUCCAUCUACAAUGAUUCCUGCUCCUUCAAGAUACUGUGUUGCAAGGCAAGGACUUAGCUCAGGCAAACAAACAUUAAAUUCAGAGGAUGGUGAUAGCCAAAUUGACAAUGGUGGAUAUCAUGAAGAAUAUGUUUAUCCUUUAGAAUCAGACUAUGAAACUUCAGGUGUUUAUAGCACAACUGAAUCUACAGCAAACUUGUCUCUUCAGGAUAGAAGACCAUGCUCUGUGUCCCCUCAGGAAACACUUACCUCAUACGACUAUCCCCAGAAGGUGAUGGUAAAUUCUGCAGCAGUUGCAUCUUCCUGUGCCAGUAAUGAUCCAGCUCCAGUCUUAUCUAAUUGUGCAACAGCUAAUGAAGCUAGUAGUACCACUUCAGUUUCCUCACAGAAUUCUAUGCAGCCUCUAUUUGUUUCUCCACCUACACAAGGCAGGCCAGUGAUGCCUUCACCAUCCUAUCCAUAUCUUCCUGCUUCGAUUCCUGCUACUUCUGCUUCUCUACCUAUCCCACCACCACCUCCUUUUGAGGUGGGAGAGGCAUCAAAUUUACCACCACCACCACCACCAUAUUCCUGUGAUCCAAGUGGUAGUGAUUUGCCUCAGGAUACAAAAGUUUUGCAGUACUAUUUCAAUCUGGGAUUGCAGUGUUAUCACCACAACUACUGGCACUCCAUGGUCUAUAUACCACAGAUGCAGCAGCAACAGCACCUGCAUAUAGAGAAUUGUCCCAUUUAUACUGAGCCACCUCCUAUUGUAGAUCAAACAGUUCCUCACUUGUAUAAUGAGGUGGGCAGACAAGAUGGCACACCAGUAGAAGCAUCAGCAAAUGGUACAUUUCCAAAUGCUGAUCCUGCAAGUGUCCCUCAAGGAACAGUCUAUUAUCCAGUGAUGCCAGAUCCCUAUGGGCAGCCACCUCUGCCGGGAUUUGAUUCCUGCAUUCCUGUUGUGCCAGAUUAUACCUGUGUUGCACCCUGGCAUCAUCCAGUUGGUGCAGCAUAUGGUGGUUCUCCUGUUCAUGGGGCUGUGAAUCCUGGACCAGUUGGUUAUAUUGCUUCACCUUCCUCAGCUUCCCAUUAUGUACCUCAGAAUAUGUAACAUUUAGCAGUAUGAAGUAUUCUUGAAAUGCUAUUUUUCUUGCUGUUUUUUAAUUUUAAAAAUUUUGUUAGCAUUUAAGUGAUUUAUAUAAAGUAGUUACUAUUAUAUCUGCCUUUAAGAUUAUCUUUUCUUUUGAUUUAAAAUAAAGGGCUGUUACUUUGAGCUUUGAAUAAGGAAAUUGAGAUGGAUAUGCAACUAGCUCCUAUUGAACAUCCCUGUCAUUGAGCUGCUGUCAUAUCCACCAGCUUCUCAACUUUGUAUUAGUUGAUGGUACCAGUUAAUAAAAGGAAUGACAUCUGAACUAUUUCCUUGGUUCUGAUGUCAGACAUUCUAUUAAACAAUGCAAAAUUGGAAUGACUACCAUUUUUUUCUAGAUUAUAUAAAACAUCAAAACCAAGAGCCUUUGCUUCUGGAUGACUGUCUUGAUAUUAAAUGAGAGACCUCUUUAAGUUUCUUAAGAACUGUCUGAACCGAGUUGUGUUCUCUGAUACUAAUCAGUUUUGAAGGCACAUGGUGUUCUGCUUUAGAUUUACCACAUAUGUUAUUGUUUAAUACUGAAUUUAUGUAACUUUUACUGCACAGUAUUGAAUUGGUGUCCUUUGCACA